AUGGAGGCAUCUCCGUUAACAGUUGUACUCGUUGCAUUUGCAAUUAAUUGUUUGGUUUCGCCAAUCCCUGAAGUUUCUACCGAGCUCUACGUUUUUCCCUACAUUGCUAUUAAUCUUGCAUUUUAUUUCCACCUUUGUUCCCGGUCAUAUGCCCAGUAUCACAUAUUGACUUCCAUAGGAAGCGCAAAUUCCAUCUUUCUCACUAGCUCAGCCAUUAUUAGCAUAGUUCGUCGCCUCUUCUUCUCACCCCUCAGGAAGUUUCCUGGUCCGAAGCUGGCAGCAGUAUCUGGCUUGUGGAAUGCGAUAGAGGCCGGUCUGGGACGUGCUUCUAGAACCCACAAGGCGCUUCAUGAGAAGUACACAAGUGAUAUCAUCCGUAUUGGGCCCAAUGAACUUUCUAUUAACAGUGUCGAUGCUAUCGAAAAGCUAUAUGGCGGUAAAUAUAUCCGAGGGACAUUCAAUCAAGUUUUCAAUAUCCCUGGAGGAGAAAAUGUUGCGACACUAAGAGACCAGAAGUUGCAUGGGGCUUGGAGGAGAAUGCUGUUGAAAGCUUUCAGCAAAUCGGAACUAUCGCGUAUGACUGAACGAAUACAAACGCAUGUCGACCGAACCAUUGCAAUUUUACAUCAGAAAGCGUCAAGCUCAGUUGAUUGUGGCCAGCUAUUAGACGCUUUCGCUUUCGACGUAAUCUCACACCUCGGUUUCUCUUAUGAUUCUGGUUUCCAAGACGGGUAUGGUGAUAUGACCCCAUUGAAUUCAAUACCCUCAUUUCUGCGGUUCGUGUCGUUCGCGGGUCACUUGCCUCACCUACAACAGAUUUUGCGUUAUCUACCACUGCCUGACGAGCCUUUCAUCAAACUAGCUAAUCAGAUCAUGGCGGCACAUGAGUCUCGAGAGGGCAAAAGCCAAGAUAUACUCAGCCAUCUACUGGUUCCAGACACCGAGACGAAUUUGGGCCUGAGCCCAGCGGACGUCAAGCAACAUGUCCUUCUCCUUCUAACUGUGGGUGCACAUUCCAUAGGCACCACUUUAACGUGUAUUUUUGCUGCUCUUGCGUCUCGACCAGAGAUCCAAGAGAAUCUCCGCAAAGAGAUAGACUCGACAUCGACUUUACACGGAGUUUUGUCUAGUGUAGAGAUUGGAAAAUUAAAGCUUCUGGAGAGUGUGGUGAAAGAAGCCUUGCGCAUGUUUGGGCCUCUCCAAGGAGGAACACCGGCAAUUGUUCCCAAGGGAGGAAUAAUACUCGACACAGGCAUCAUACUUCCUGAAUAUACACAAGUCUACGUUGGCCAGCAUGUGAUUGGAAUGGAUGAGAGAUAUUUCAUUAGAGCCAAGGAGUUUCUUCCCGAGCGCUGGAUGGAAGAUAGCAUAGGGAAAGGAAACAAUUCAUUGAUCAAGGAUCGACGAGCGUGGAUCCCCUUUGGAUAUGGAACUCACGCUUGUGGUGGAAGAGCUCUCGCGAUUGAGGAACUCAAACUCAUGGUGGCGCGAGUUAUAAGAGAAUUCAGGGUUGAUUUCCCGCAGGAUCUCGGCCGCCCAUUCGAUUUUGAUGCUUGGGUCGAUGGGAUAAAGGACCAUUUCCUAACAGUUAUCGAGAAGAUGGAGUUGACCUUCACGCCCUGGGUAGAUAUUCAACGCUGA
Molecule: messenger RNA, 1641 nt
Organism: Xylaria bambusicola
Lineage: Eukaryota; Fungi; Ascomycota; Sordariomycetes; Xylariales; Xylariaceae
Product: cytochrome P450
Exons: 4
Coding region: 1-1641 (546 amino acids)
Molecular function (GO): iron ion binding; monooxygenase activity; oxidoreductase activity, acting on paired donors, with incorporation or reduction of molecular oxygen
Source: RefSeq, a predicted model, not a curated record